This is a messenger RNA of Pimephales promelas (fathead minnow), 1705 nucleotides long. The record is from RefSeq and is a predicted model, not a curated record. Lineage: Eukaryota; Metazoa; Chordata; Actinopteri; Cypriniformes; Leuciscidae.
GUGCAGACAAAGCUGGUAGAGGAAGACUGAGCCAGAAAGAGGUCAUGAGUUGGUUGGGCACCUCAGAGUAUUUUACUCUUGCUGCUGUUUGUUUUGAAAGCAAGGACUUCAUGAAUAUUACAGCAGAUCAGUGACAGGAAAAACUUGUUGCCUGCCAAGCAUUUGGCCUGUCUCUUGCCGUUAGUGUUAAUUUACCGACCUGGGAAUUAUGCCACAGGACUCUCCGGUGAGGGUUUCAUAAAAUCCACCCUAUAAGGAUAUUACUAUUGACACCAUUAUCUCCUGUCUGACAGAUGAAGUGGCAGCCAUCAAGACUGGACAGAGUCGGCCUGAGCAGAAUCUGGUUUAACCAGGAACCUUUUAGGACUCUUUAAAAGAAAAACGCUGACUUGUGAAACAACAUCACCACCAGUCAAACGCAAUUGUAGGACUGGAUUUGUGAGUUGUACAAACCAAGAUGCCUAUCUUAAAGCAGCUAGUAGCGGGGUCUCAGACCAAACGGCGCUCUCGUAUGGAUCUUACGACAGAGAUGAUCAGCGCUCCGUUGGGUGACUUUCGGCACACCAUGCAUGUCGGGCGCAGUGGGGAAGCUUUCGGGGACACCUCUUUCCUCAGCACUCGAUCCGGAGAGCCAUCCCAAGAGGGACACACCUAUCCUCGCUCUCCAAAACCGGGAUUGCUGUCUCGUACCUUCCGGAGCAGCAAGCGGUCUCAGUCCGUCAACAGAGUAGACCAGCAAGACAAUACCCUCCUUCCUCCCAGUGGGUCACCUACCUUUGUGAAGAAUGCCAUGUCCUUGCCCUUUCUGAACAAUGAGGAUGAACACGAUACUGACAGUAGAGAGCUUAAGAGCUUGACAUCCAGCCCCUCCAAUGGGGCCUCUGCUAACGCAUUGGACCUGGAGCUCCAUGAGAAGCACUUCGGUGUGUUGACGGACCUGCGCCCUUAUCCAUCCUACAAUGGGGGAGGAAUGAAGAAGGCUGAAUCUGUGAUGUCAUUCCAUGUUGACCUUGGCCCCUCAAUGCUGGGGGAAAUCCUGGGGGUCAUGGAGAAGGAAGACGAUGAUCAGGGGUUUGAGGAAGGCAAGAGCAGUGAGGGACAUGCUUCUCCUCUGCUCUGCAACCAGGGAGAAGGGGAUAUGGAUGAGGAAGUGAGGGAGGUUGCUGUGAAAGAAGAGGAUCCAGAGGGCUUAGUUGCUCACGAUGAGGGUCCCAUGAGGGCUCCCAGCUCUGUCGACUUGGAGAUCCAGAGCGAAGGCACCAGCACCCCAGAACCACACCACAAACAUCUGCAUCACCUCGACAGCUGCUCCAAUUCCAGCUCCGGUUCAGCCGCCAUGGAGGAGAAAACAACCAGUGAGCCUUACGAGGGAGAUAUUUGCAUUACCGACAACACCUGCAAUCCAGACAAUGAACCAGCCUUCUCCUCCUUCAUGGAAGAUGAGGAUGAUGAGAUCCGAGUAUGAAAUCCUACAAUCAGUAAACCCUUCUGGGGAUGGAUCGAUAAAUAUCCAGAGUUUGGCAUUGUGUAUUGAGGAGAAAUGCAAAGACAUAAACACGUCAAAGCUGGACAGAUGCCUCAGGUUCCUGUGUCCAUGUAGAGAUAAGUUGAGGAGACUGUUUUAGCUCAGACACCAAAGCCAUCUGUAACACUACUGACCCAUGCUAAGAUAAACAGCUGGAUCUAUUUAAAUUCAGACCGAAUA